Messenger RNA from Nilaparvata lugens (brown planthopper), 2535 nucleotides. RefSeq names its product ras-related GTP-binding protein C (gene RagC-D). The transcript has 8 exons. Gene Ontology annotation, biological process: positive regulation of TOR signaling; cellular response to starvation; regulation of autophagy. Bases 202 to 1365 code for a protein of 387 amino acids. Gene Ontology annotation, cellular component: lysosome; nucleus; Gtr1-Gtr2 GTPase complex. Lineage: Eukaryota; Metazoa; Arthropoda; Insecta; Hemiptera; Delphacidae. The record is from RefSeq and is a predicted model, not a curated record. Gene Ontology annotation, molecular function: GTPase activity; GTP binding.
AGAAGGCAGAGGCAGAUGGUGCAGUUUAGUUUUGUAACAAUCAUGUCUGUGUAUUGAAAUGUGUUAUUUUAUUGUAAAAUUAAUGUUUAAUGUGAUCUUGUAAUUAGUUUAUUAAUGUGUAUAUUUGUCAAUUUGUGUUAUUACAAACGUUGACUCUCCUAGUUCCAACAUUCUUUUUCAACAAAAGCUGUUAACCACAAGAUGUCUUUCGAACAAGAUGACGAAGAGCAGUUGCAAUUUGGCCAGCGUUUCGAUGUCGGUUCAUUUCCGAAAGAUUAUGACUAUUCAAGGUUCGAUCCGGAAGCUGAGGGAGCGGAGGGACCCUCAUCUGGUGAACAAAAACCUCGCAUACUACUGAUGGGAUUGAGAAGGAGUGGCAAAUCGUCGAUACAGAAAGUUGUUUUUCAAAAAAUGUCGCCGAACGAGACACUUUUCCUGGAGAGCACAAACAAAAUAGUCAAAGAGGACAUCUCCAACUCAUCGUUUGUCCAGUUUCAAAUAUGGGAUUUCCCAGGUCAAAUAGACUUUCUAGACCCCAGCUUUGAUUCUGAUAUGAUAUUUGGAGGCUGUGGAGCUCUUGUAUUUGUUAUAGAUGCUCAGGACGACUAUAUGGAAGCUCUGAAUAAAUUGCACCUAACGGUUACCAAGGCAUACAAAGUCAAUCACAACGUAAAGUUCGAAGUGUUCAUUCACAAAGUAGAUGGUCUUACAGAGGAUAACAAGAUGGAAACCCAGAGGGAUAUACAUCAACGAGCCAAUGAUGAUCUUACUGAUUCCGGCUGUGAACAAAUCCACCUGAGCUUUCACUUGACAUCCAUAUAUGACCACAGUAUAUUCGAGGCUUUCAGUAAAGUUGUGCAAAAAUUGAUUCCGCAAUUGCCAGCGUUAGAGAAUCUCUUGAAUAUUAUGAUUUCGAAUUCGGCAAUCGAAAAAGCAUUUCUAUUCGAUGUAGUGUCAAAAAUAUAUAUAGCAACUGAUUCUUCCCCGGUCGAUAUGCAGAGUUAUGAGCUGUGCUGUGAUAUGAUUGAUGUCGUCAUCGAUGUCUCAGGAAUUUAUGGGCUUCAAGAAGAGCCGGAAACUCCUGCCUUUGAUAGUCAAAGUUCUAGUCUGAUCAAGCUAAACAAUGGAACAAUUCUCUAUCUUCGUGAAGUGAACCGGUUUCUGGCGUUUGUUUGCAUCCUCAGGGAGGACAAUUUCGACAGACAAGGCGUUAUAGAUUACAAUUUCCUGUGUUUUCGCGAAGCAAUUCAACAAGUGUUCGAUCUGAGAAAUAAACCAAAUGGCUCAGACAUCGCUACCGCCAGCAAUAGUGAAGUUGCCAACUCCGCCGCCUCUGCUUCUUCCAGUAAAACGGAACCAACGUGAGAGAAUUCGCCCGCCCACCCAUCGACUGUAAACAAGUGAAACAUUUCGAAAAAUCUAUGCAAAUAUCGAUAAGAAAUUAAUUGAAAAUAUAUCAUUUUCAAUUUCGAUAUCUGCGAAUGUGACAAGUUUAAUACAACAUCCACUCCCUGAGAACCUUCGUUCAAUUGGUAUCAAUCAAUCUGAGAUUUAUCUGUAAAUACCUUUAAAUAAAUGUCUUGAUCUACUGUCAUAGCUAUAAAAAUUGCGAAAUGGUAGAAUACAAAAUCCCAUUAUUUACUGUAUAUGUAAGUUUAUUGUGUACAAAAUUAGAAGGAAAUAAUGAUUGGAAUUGUUCAAAAUACAAGUAAAAUUGAGCAGUUUUUGAAUGAUUUGGCGGUAAUUUUCCCUUUUGCUUUUUCACAUUGGACCACAAAUUAUAAAAAGGAAUUCUUUGACCAGUUCUGUAAUCAUCACUUUAGAUAACAGUUUUCCCAACAUUUCAUUCAAAUUCCCCCUUAAGAGAGAAUAGCAUUCACCAAUUAUUAGAUAUCUUAAAUCUUUCAAACAAUGCGUUCCACCGAUGUGACUGACCAAAGAAAAAUUAAGCUUGAUAUAUUUCUUACAAAUUUUAUUCAGUAGAUUUUUUUGACAUUUCUAACAGUUUUCUGUUACAUAUUUCCGCUCUAGGAAGUGUUUAUUUUUUAACCAGUUUAUCACUCAACUUUUUGUUCAUUCAGGGCAUGUAAAACUUUAAAAAUAUAAAUUAAAAUAUAAAUCUGAGUACCCUUUUUAAAUUAUUUCGUCACGACAUGUUUCGGCUACUAAUGCCAUUUUCAAGUCAGUUCAGUUUCAGUUUUUGACUUGAAAAUGGCAUUAGUAGCCGAAACAUGUCCUGUCGAAAUAAUUUAAAACUCAGAUUUCUAUUUUUAUUUAUAUUAAAAAGUAGCCCUAAAGAAAUAAGAUAACUUCAACAAUGUAUGUUAAAAAGAAAUGCUCAUCGUAGGAAUUCAGAGCAUGUUAUUCCCUCUAAUAAUUUUAUAUAUAUAAUUUCAUGUUUUCCUGUUAUUUUGUAUGUUGAUUGUUUUGUUUUGAAUAAAUUCCAAUUUAAAAAUAUUGAAACAGGAUAUCAACUUGAAGAUCAUUGGGAACGCAUUUAUGUCCAAACAGGAUAUCAACUAUCCAAUUUAAAAA